AUGGCAAAUCUACCUACAAAACAGAAACUGUGGGGUGGGAGGUUUACUGGUAAAACCGAUCCUCUCAUGCAUGAAUUCAACCAGUCGCUGCGAUAUGACCAGCGGAUGCACGCUGCAGACAUUCGUGGAUCCAUCGCAUAUGCAAAAGCUUUGACGCUUGUCGGGAUCUUGACCAAUGAAGAAGAAAGUAAGAUCGUAGACGGCUUGCAGAUGGUGGGCGAAGAAUGGCGGAAGGGCACGUUUAAGGUGCAGUCGGACGACGAAGACAUUCAUACAGCAAAUGAGCGCCGCUUAAGUGAACUCAUCGGCCCUCUAGGCGGCAAAUUGCACACAGGACGUUCGCGGAAUGACCAGGUGGCGACGGACAUGCGGUUGUGGCUUCUUCAAGAAGUUCAUGAGAUUGAAAAGGGUCUGAAGGGACUCAUUCGUGUAAUGGUCGAGCGUGCAGACAAGGAGCAGGAUGUCCUCAUGCCGGGGUACACCCACUUGCAGCGUGGACAACCCAUCCGAUGGUCCCAUCUUCUUCUCUCCCAUGCAUUUUCAUUCCAUGCCGAUCUGCAGCGUCUUCAGCAGUUGAUUCCUCGCAUUUCCGUCCUUCCUCUAGGGUGUGGUGCCCUGGCUGGCAACCCCUUCGUAGUAGACCGUGAAUUCCUCGCGAAAGAGCUCGGAUUCCAGUCUGUAGCAGAAAACAGUUUAUAUGGUGUAGGCGACCGUGACUUCAUUGUCGAAUUCAUGAUGUGGGCGAGUCUUUCCAUGACCCACAUCAGCCGGAUGGCGGAGGAUCUGGUCAUUUAUUCGACCGCAGAAUUUGGCUUUGUCACCCUCAGUGAUGCCUAUAGCACUGGCUCGAGCAUAAUGCCGCAAAAGAAAAAUCCUGAUUCAUUAGAGCUCUUGCGAGGGAAAUCUGGCCGUGUGUUUGGAAACAUGGCUGGUUUCUUGAUGACACUGAAAGGCCUUCCGUCAACAUACAACAAAGAUCUCCAAGAGGAUAAGGAGCCCCUCUUCGACGCCGUGGAUACAGUGUCAGCAUCUUUCAAGAUUGCAGAAGGUGUUAUUGCUACGAUGGAGAUACACGCCGACAAGAUGAGACAGGCGCUGACCAUGGACGUUCUCGCGACCGACCUAGCUGAUUACCUGGUGCGCAAAGGGAUCCCCUUCAGGGAGACACAUCACAUCUCUGGGCGGGCCGUCGCCCUGGCGGAGUCCCGAAAAUGCCAGCUAAGCGACUUGACGCUCCAGGACUACAAGAGCCUGAACGAGAAGUUCGGCGACGAUGUGCUGUCUGUGUUCGACUUUGAAGCGAGCGUCGAGAGGCGAGAGUCGAUUGGAGGGACGAGCCGAAAGAUGGUGGCGAGGCAGGUCCGCGUGCUCCGCGCCGCUGUGGACAACUGA
This is a messenger RNA of Sparassis crispa, 1392 nucleotides long. RefSeq names its product Probable argininosuccinate. The record is from RefSeq and is a predicted model, not a curated record. Gene Ontology annotation, molecular function: argininosuccinate lyase activity. NCBI's taxonomy places the organism in Eukaryota, Fungi, Basidiomycota, Agaricomycetes, Polyporales, Sparassidaceae. The coding region runs from base 1 to 1392 and encodes 463 amino acids. Gene Ontology annotation, cellular component: cytosol. The transcript is spliced from 8 exons.